Manihot esculenta (cassava) is the source of this 2461-nucleotide messenger RNA. Its product is annotated as gamma-tubulin complex component 2. Gene Ontology annotation, biological process: spindle assembly; microtubule nucleation; meiotic cell cycle. Gene Ontology annotation, cellular component: spindle pole; centrosome; equatorial microtubule organizing center. The transcript is spliced from 21 exons. NCBI's taxonomy places the organism in Eukaryota, Viridiplantae, Streptophyta, Magnoliopsida, Malpighiales, Euphorbiaceae. Gene Ontology annotation, molecular function: microtubule minus-end binding; gamma-tubulin binding. The record is from RefSeq and is a predicted model, not a curated record. The coding region runs from base 81 to 2228 and encodes 715 amino acids.
CCUCCAUCCGUAGUUGAAAGGGAUACUCACACUGUCGAGUGACUUUUGAAUAUGAACUCGUCGCUUGUCGUUCCAUAGAAAUGCAGGCCAGAGAGAAAUUACAGAUGGAAACACCACCGUCGCUUUCCUGUCCUUCAACGCCUCGAUGGAACGUUGAGAGGCCCUUCCUCACCGGCCGUUUCCUCCAGGAAACAAAAGGAAUCUCGAGGCUUGCUGAUACAAAGGGACUAUCCUUAGAUUCCUUUAGCAGCCCGGGAAUGGACAAGGCCAUUGGCUGUUAUGAUACCGCAGUUCAGGAACUUAUUGUCAUCGACGAUCUCAUGUCUGCUUUAAUUGGAAUUGAAGGACGAUAUAUUUCGAUCAAAAGUGUCCAUGGAAUGGAGGAUUGCAUUACUUUUCAGGUUGAUGCUUCAAUGGAUUUGGCACUCCAGGAAUUAGCAAAACGGGUGUUUCCUUUAUGUGAGAGCUAUCUACUGAUUGACCAAUUUGUGGAGUCAAGGUCACAAUUCAAGAAUGGUGUAGUUAAUCAUGCAUUUGCUGCCGCACUCAGGGCACUUCUUCUAGAUUACCAGGCCAUGGUAGCACAGCUUGAACACCAAUUUCGACUUGGAAGACUUUCCAUACAUGGGUUGUGGUUUUACUGUCAGCCCUUGAUGGGUUCCAUGCAAGCAUUAUCUACUGUGGUAAAGAAGGCUUCAGCAAAUAAUUGUACAGGUUCUGCAGUCCUUAACCUCCUGCAGAGCCAGUCAAAGGCCAUGGCUGGUGAUAAUGCAGUGAGAUCAUUGCUAGAGAAGAUGACACAAUGUGCAAGCAAGGCUUAUCUUGGCAUAUUAGAGAGGUGGAUCUACGAAGGAGUCAUUGACGAUCCUUAUGGUGAAUUUUUUAUUGCUGAGAACAAAUGUCUUCAUAAGGACAGCCUUGCACAGGACUAUGAUGCUAAGUAUUGGAGGCAACGAUAUAGCCUUAAAGAAGGAAUUCCGGGCUUCCUUGCAAAUAUUGCUGGAACAAUAUUGACCACAGGGAAAUACUUAAAUGUUAUGAGAGAAUGUGGGCACAAUGUUCAGGUCCCUUCCUCAGAAAAUUCCAAAUUGAUGAGCUUUGGCUCAAACCAUCAGUAUCUUGAAUGCAUAAAAGCAGCUUACAAUUUUGCAAGCAGUGAGCUCUUAAAUCUCAUUAAAGAAAAGUAUGAUCUAAUGGGAAAGCUGAGGUCUAUAAAGCAUUAUCUUCUUCUUGAUCAGGGUGAUUUUUUGGUUCAUUUCAUGGAUAUAGCUAGAGAUGAGCUUACAAAAAAGCUUGAGGAAAUUUCAGUGGAGAAGCUUCAGUCUCUUUUAGACCUUGCUUUGCGUACCACAGCAGCUGCAGCAGAUCCAUGUCACGAGGACUUGACAUGUUGUGUGGAAAGGACUUCUUUGCUUAAAACAUUAGGCACGCUGAAAGAUCUAGAGACAAGGGCUUUUUCAGAUGAUAAUGGUACAGAGGAGCCAAUGAGCAUUACAGGACUUGAGACAUUUGCUUUGAGUUACAAGGUUCAAUGGCCUUUGUCUAUAGUUAUUUCAAGGAAAGCCCUAACAAAAUAUCAGUUGAUUUUCCGCUUCCUGUUCCACUGUAAACAUGUUGACCGCCAGCUUUGUGGGGCUUGGCAAGUACACCAAGGAGUUCGUGCCCUGAACCUGCGAGGAACUGCCAUCCCUAGAUCAGCUCUGCUUUGUCGGAGUAUGUUGAAAUUCAUAAACAGCCUUCUACACUAUCUAACAUUUGAGGUUCUUGAACCGAAUUGGCACAUGAUGUGUAAUAAAAUGCAGAAUGCCAAAAGUAUAGAUGAGGUUAUCCAGUAUCAUGAUUCGUUCCUUGAUAAAUGUCUCAAAGAAUGCUUGCUGCUUUUACCAGAACUACUCAAGAAGGUGGAGAAGCUGAAAUUACUGUGCCUGCAGUAUGCAGCUGCAACUCAGUGGUUGAUAUCGUCUUGUAUUGAUAUUCCAAAGGUGGAGGAAGUCUCUGAUGCUUCACUCAUGUCAGACAAGUCCAAGCAAUGGAGAUCAAGAAGCUUAUCUCUGGCACUAAACAAGACAACUCAGAAUAUAACAGUCACAGAGUCCAUACUCAAAUUUGAGAGGGAAUUCAAUGCUGAACUUCAGAAUCUGGGACCAAUCUUGAGCAGCAAUUCCCAAGCAGAACCAUAUUUGACUCAUCUUGCACAGUGGAUACUUGGCAUCAGAAACGACCAAUAAAAUUUAGUAUUGUUUGUCUAAUCAUUGAUAUGAGUUGGUGUGUGAAUACAUUUUCCACUUUGCGUUUUGUACUGCAGGUUUUCUAGUUAUUAUCGUGUGGAGAGCGGAAUGUCGAUUCUCUGUUGCAUCUUGGGAUUCCAUCUUUGCUUUGAUAUUGUAAAGUUUGCUUGCAGCCUCAAGGAUAGCGUAAUGAUAUCGUUGGUUUAGGUUCCAACGUAGUCGAUUUUUGUGCA